AUGACUCUGCCGUCGCCGCUCAUCUUCAUCCCCAAGAAGGCCACGCAGGAUGUCGACUUUGCCCCGACAUUGCGCACCGUCAUCCACAAGUCCUACUCCGAGUCGCCUGACGCCUACACCGACGAGAUCGCCGCCCUGAAUCGCGCUCGCCAGGACGCACUUCGCGGCUCGGCGGGCUCGGACGCCACGGCCCGCGACCUGCUGUACAAGUACUUUGGCCAGCUCGAGCUCCUCGAGCUGCGCUUCCCCGACCUGCGCGUCCCGUUCCCAUGGAGCGACGCCUUUACGCACGUCAAGAUCUCGCAGCAGUCGCUCGCGUACGAGAAGGCGUCCGUCAUCUUCACCAUCGGCGCGACGCUCGCCUCGCUCGCCGCAUCGUCGCCCCGCUCGGCGCCCGAGGGCCUCAAGCGCGCCUUCCACGCCUUCCGCGCCGCCGCCGGCAUGUUCGUCUACAUUAACGACAACUUCUUGCAUGCCCCGUCGACCGACCUGAGCAAGGACGUCGUCAAGCUCCUCGUCGGCCUCAUGACGGCCCAGGCGACCGAGGUCUUCAUCGAGACGAUGGGCCCGGCCACGGCCAAGGGCGCCGGCCUGCGCAGCAAACUGUGCAUGCAGGUGUCGGCCGCGUACGCCGGGCUCGUCGAGGAGGUCAAGGAGUGGGUCGGCAAGGGCGUCUUCCUUCGCGAGUGGAGCCUCCUCAUCCAGGCCAAGGCCAAGUACUUUGCGUCGCUCGCCCAGUACCACCGCUCGGUCGCCGACAACGCGGCGGGCAAGUACGGCGAGGCGCUCGCGCGGCUCCAGGUGUCCGAGGCGGCCGCCAAGGAGGCGCACCGCCUGUCGCAGACGUUCACGACCUCGUUCUCGACGACAUCGACCGCGACCUCGCUCGCGCCCGACGCGCCCGUCGCCCUCGCCGAGCUCACCAAGGCGCACCUCGCCCUCGUCACCGAGGCGGCCGCCAAGGCGCAAAAGGACAACGACAUCGUGUACAACGAGGUCGUCCCGUCCGAGGCGUCGCUCUCCGCCAUCGACAAGGGCAAGGCCGUCGCCGAGCCGAUCCCGAUCCACGACGUGUACGCGACGGCCGACGUGCAGAAGAUUGUCGGGCCCGACCUCUUUGCGCGCCUCGUCCCGCUGUCGGUCCACGAGUCGGCGUCGCUCUACUCGGAGGAAAUGGCCAAGCUCGUGCGCGCCGAGGCCGAGCGCGCAGAGCUCGCCGACGAGGAACUCGCGUCGGCCCUCGAGUACAUGGGCCUGCCCGCCUCGCUCGCCCGGUUCCAGUCGGGCGCCGCAGCCCAGUCGUCGCUCGCCGACCCGGGCCCGCAGGUCCGCGGCUGGGCCGACGAGGUCCGCGCCGGCGAGGCCUCGUCGUCGUCGACCCGCGCCGACGAGUCGUUCCGGCGCCUCGCCGCCCAGCGCGACAGCGCGUCGCGCACGCUCGACAGCGUCGCCUCGGCGCUCGACGCCGAGUCGCGCGAGUGCGAGGCGCUCCGAGCGCGGUACGGCCAUCUGUGGACCCAGUCCCCGUCGUCGAGCGCCACGCGCGGCUUCCGGGCCGACCUGCGCGCGCACCGCGAGAGCCUCGACGCGGCGGGCAGGUCGGACCAACAGGCGCGCGCGCUGUGGGACCAGGUGCGGCGCGACGUGGGCGUGCUCGCCGACCCGAGCGGCGACGCGCUCGAGCGGGCGUACGCCGAGGCGAUUGGCGGGGCGGGCGCAGAGAAGGACCUGCUCGACGAUGACGGCACCGAGGAGGAGGAGGAGACCAAGCGCAGGGUCGCAGAGGUGAGCGACGCGCUGAGUCGGCUCAACAAGAUCAAGCGCGAGCGCGGCGAGGUCUUGCGCGACCUCAAGGACAAGGUCCAAGCCGACGACAUCUCGCACAUCCUCAUCCUGAACCGCAAGGGCGCCGCCGACGUCCAGCCCGCCCUGUUCGCGACCGAACUCGAGAAGUUCCGCCCGCACCAGCAGCGCCUUACGCAGACGCUCCAGGCGCAGCAGUCGACGCUCGCCGAUGUCAACUCGGCGUUCAAGGCCCUGAGCGAGGGCACCAAGGCGCGCCAGGUCCAGGGCCAGUGGGCCGCCGCCGAGCGCAAGAAGAAGGACCUCUCGAGCCGGUUCGGCCACGCGGCCCAGGUGUACGCCGACGUGCGCCAGGCGCUCGACAAGGGCUCGCAGUUCUACGGCGACCUGCUCGAGCUCGUCGAGGGCCUCCAGUCGCAGGCGAGCUCGUGGCUCGCCGGGCGCACGUCUGAGCGGGACCGACUCGCGAGCGAGGCCGACCUCAAGCAGCGGCUCGAGGGCGGCGGCGGCGGGUCGUCGUCGUCGGCAGCGUCGCCGGGUGGGCUCGACCGCGCCAUGGGCGCACUCUCGCUCGGCGGCGCUCGCUCGCCGCCGCCCAACUUGUCGUACCCGUCGCCCUCGCCUCAGCCGUCGUACCCAAACCCGUCGUCGCACGCGCAGUACCACCAGCCGUCGCCACCGCCGCCGCCGUCCAACCCGUACGGCGCCCUGCCGUCGUCGGGCGCCUUCUCCACCGGCAGCACGUCGCCGUACCAGAACCGCGCACCGUCCUACCCCUCGCCGGCGCCGCCCGUUCCUCCACCUGCGCCAUACGGCGCCUCGUCGUCCUACUCGACCGCGCCGGCCCACUCGCCGUACGGCCAGCCGCAGCAGCAGCGCCAGCCGUCCGUCCCUCCCCCUCCUCCCACACCCUCGACACCCUCGUACCUCCCGCCGCCGCUCAAGCCCGUCUCGUACGCCUCGUCGCCCGCCCACCAGCCGUACGGCCAGCCGCCGAGCAACCCGUACGCCUCGCUGCCGCCACCACCGCCUCAGCACCAGCAGUACUCGUACGGGCAGCAGCAGCCGCCGCCGCCGCCGCAGCAGCACGGCCAGCCGGCAUAUGGAGGACCGCCGGCACCGCCGCAGCCGCCGAGGGCGCCGCCGAGGCCGUACUAG
Molecule: messenger RNA, 2961 nt
Organism: Rhodotorula graminis WP1
Lineage: Eukaryota; Fungi; Basidiomycota; Microbotryomycetes; Sporidiobolales; Sporidiobolaceae
Exons: 5
Coding region: 1-2961 (986 amino acids)
Biological process (GO): protein transport to vacuole involved in ubiquitin-dependent protein catabolic process via the multivesicular body sorting pathway
Cellular component (GO): endosome
Molecular function (GO): protein binding
Source: RefSeq, a predicted model, not a curated record